Messenger RNA from Xylona heveae TC161, 2409 nucleotides. RefSeq lists its product as hypothetical. The transcript has 2 exons. Bases 1 to 2409 code for a protein of 802 amino acids. The record is from RefSeq and is a predicted model, not a curated record. Lineage: Eukaryota; Fungi; Ascomycota; Xylonomycetes; Xylonales; Xylonaceae.
AUGUUUACUUUUUCUAAAUCUCCUCCAUCCUCACAGGGGCGGCGAACCUCGUCUGACUCUCGUUCGAUUGAGCGCCCGCCAUCCAGCCAUGCUGGACAUUCGAAUUACCAAUCCUCAAGCGACGAGCUCAACUACUCCGAGCGACCUCGUGGCUAUGUUGAGAACUUUAGAAGAAGCUCUGUACUAGGUGUUCGAGCAAGGAGCAAUACAACAAACUCAGGCUCUACAAAUCACUCCAUUACACCUUCAAUGAGCUCGACCGCAGUCUCGUCGCGCCGCUCGUCCCAAGAUGGCCGCUCUAUGUCUAUAAGCGGCUUGUCAAGAUGGAAUAGCUCGGAGGGCUCUGCGAAGGCUCUCUUCUCUCGGGGCAGUAGAGUGCUACGGAGGAAUAAUAGUCGCAUGAACCUCUUCGCCAUGUCGAAUGAUAAACCCGACGAAAUUGAAGAAUUGGCAAACCGAAGGAAGAGCCAGCUCUGGCAAAGUGGCUUUUUGAGCAAAGGCGACCAAAACGAUACCCAUGCUGCGCGAAAGCGAACGAUUUCGGAACCAUUCAAUUUUCAGCAUCUCACUCACACUAAAGCUCAGCAUUUUCCAGAGUUGGAUCGCACGAGCCAAAGGGAGCUUGUCACCGAGUUCUCCGCCAUCCGGGCCGCCCAAGCCCCGCGAAAGCAGUUGGAAGGAAUUCGAGCAGACGACUUGCAUUUUAGGAACUUCUCCACCGAAGCUAUCAAUGCCUGCCCCUUAUUAGAUAACCCCCCUGACCUCUCCGGUCAUUCACGCCAUGAGCGCUUCGAUCCAGCCGAAGAAUCAGAGCGAAAUCUCCAGUCGCCUCUAGGUCAUCAUAGAGACGUGCAACAUACCCGAUCUGCGGACAGCGUUUCGCAGCCUAGCCCUCCCAGGUCCCCUGAGGCGGUUGCGGAUCCCGUUACUCCACCCCCUCGGAGAUUUUCCAGGGUCGCUUUCGGUUCCUAUAGUCGCCCCUCUGGCCAGUCCUCGCCAACCUCACCUUCAUUCAGUCGCCCUCAUACGAGCUCUGGCUUCCGUGAUGCCCGGCCAUUCAACUUUUCUAUGUUGUGCUCGAAUUCUCCAAAGUCACCGAGCUCCGGCAGAGCUUUGGAAGUAUUUGACGAUGAUCCCGAAAUACCUCAUGCCAUGACCACCCCUGAUGAGACUGCGAUGGAGCUGAGGGCCCCAUCCUUUGGUUGUGGGACAGAGCUGGCCGACGUACCCGAAGAGGAAGAGGGUGCUUUUUGCUUCAGACGCUCAGUCCGGCCAUUCCCAAUUGAUUCGCCCGCUCUUCUCUCCCCAUAUGAUCUAUCAGACAUCGAUCCUUUGAGUCAAUUGGACCCUCCUCAAUUCCCCGAAUCUACAAUACAGCAUCGGGCGCGACCACUCUCGCAGGCGUCCGACACUCUCGGUGCGCCGUUUAGCGGCACGCCAAACUUUCAAUUAUCUGGGACGUCGCCCAUUGUACGCGGAAAUUUCUCUCCAGCUUUACCGACGGACGGGUGCUGGGAAGAUGAUAUCGAUUAUUGCUACGAACACGCUGCCGAGGCCGACUGCGAUUUUGAGUGGUCUCGUCUGCCAAACGAGGCUUCUGUGCCAAAAGGGGCUGCCCAGUCGCAGCACACUGCCCAGGCUCAUUUGGACCAAUCGCGCUAUAAUGUCUCCAGUGAUACGCACAAAGACAGCGCCCCAGGGCCUCUACCGACCUUUGAAUUCGCAGAGCCGCAAGCACAGGCUGCCCUCGCCGCGGGUCCGGGCCCAGCCGAAGCGGAAGGCUUCUCACUUAGUCCUUCACUUCUGAUACCCAAGGACUAUGAGGACCAGAUGCUCCGAGAAGCAUUAUACGAAGAGCUUUUGUCAUCUAAUCCUGAUGUACAGCAACAUUUCCCAUUUUUCGCGCCCAGCCUCGCACGACCCGAAAGCGGGUGUGUUUCUUACCGCAGUAGUCGAACGUCGCCUAGCAAAUGCGAUUCUCAAGACAGCUUUAACUUUUCAGUUGGCCAACAGUCAUUGAGCUCAAGGAGCAGUGUCCUUGAUCUGGUCCAUAGCCAUCCAUGCAAAGAGGUAUUCGACGAAGCAGCCUUGCGUCUGGCUGAUCAAAUUGCCUCCUUGAACGCAUCGGGCUCGGAAACCAGUUCUUUGCACCGCAAUGGCAGCCUCAAUCAGCAUAGCGAGCAUGCCUCAUCGGCUUCGCCAUAUUUGACACAACAAGACGAUGAAGCGCAUGAAUCGAAGCUGCCUCGCCGACAGCGAUCAAGCUCUGACGGUGCCUCCGCCCUCCUUUCCCGCGCUAUUGAUGGAAAAAAUGGCCGAACGCGAUCAGCCAGCUCUGCAGGUUCCCGCCGGGCGUCGCGUGUCUCAUAUAACCUUUUCCCAGCACCCCCACGCCAUCUACCCCAGUAG